AUGGCCCUUAUCGACUACCCUUCGAGCGAAAGCGAGGAAGAGUUUCAAGAAAGAUUGAGUCCUGUUCUACCUUCCUUUUCCCUUGACAUUGAGGGUGACAGAGUUAGAUUCCUUGAAACAGACCGAAAUUUCAAUCCUGAUGGUCGUGUACGAGGCUUUUCUCACCAGCAUGGCAACUGGUCUACAUCACUUUAUAUUCCUGCUACUGAGUCGCUUACAUGUUUUUUACAUACACUUUUGGAAAGUGUGAACUCAAUACUCUCUCCAGACAAAAAGGAAUUUCAUACUUGUGGUGAUUUUCAUCUCUCUUUAUCAAGAACUUGGCCUAUUCUUCAUCAUUGGAUUACAGGAUUUGAAAACGCAGUUCGUGACAUUGUUUUUAAGUACCCACGACCACUUAUCAGACUCGAUAAGGCUGAAUUUCUUGUUAAUGAUGAGGGGACUCGGUCAUUUCUAGUUGUUUGCGCCGAGAAGUCGGAUUUAUUGCUUAAUCUGUUGGGCGAUAUCGAUCCAAUUGUUGUUUCUUAUCGCGGCGAACCUUACUAUCAGGACCAAAUUUUCCAUUUUAGUCUUUCCUGGUGUCUUGGAGAUGUUAACAAUACAGUUUCGGCGAACUGGAAAAAGACUUGUCUUUGGACACAGGAUGGAAAAUCCAAAUAA
Molecule: messenger RNA, 660 nt
Organism: Rodentolepis nana
Lineage: Eukaryota; Metazoa; Platyhelminthes; Cestoda; Cyclophyllidea; Hymenolepididae
Source: the annotation of a GenBank genome assembly